Messenger RNA from Carcharodon carcharias (great white shark), 3773 nucleotides. RefSeq names its product signaling receptor and transporter of retinol STRA6 (gene stra6). Gene Ontology annotation, biological process: vitamin A import into cell. The transcript is spliced from 18 exons. The record is from RefSeq and is a predicted model, not a curated record. Gene Ontology annotation, cellular component: plasma membrane. The coding region runs from base 511 to 2526 and encodes 671 amino acids. NCBI's taxonomy places the organism in Eukaryota, Metazoa, Chordata, Chondrichthyes, Lamniformes, Lamnidae. Gene Ontology annotation, molecular function: retinol transmembrane transporter activity; signaling receptor activity.
CCUUUGUCCGACCCUGUGGUCUGUCGAGGGUUUCACAAGCCAGGCUGUGAACGGGCACAACUUGACCAACCCGCUGCAGCCCGUGUACCUGGGCAAUGAAACACAUCAAUUUAAAGUGCCCUCGCCCCGCAACCAGUUAUGUAACGAGGAGGCUGAUGGCAAUGGAUGAAGUUUCCCUUUAAAUUGUGCGAGCUUGGCUGGCCGCCAGCAUGUACAGGCUUAAGGAGAUAGUAGUUGUUUUACGAAUCCCACAGGCGCAAGAUUGAGAACUGACUAUUUCUGUGCUCGCCUCAAGGGACAGUGUGACACCGUUUGAAGUUGGUCCCAGAAGUGUUAAGAACAACAACACAACUUGGACAAGAAGGAGCAAGCUGGCACAGUUUACAGCUCUGGUCAUUAAUCCAGGUCACCCUUGCAAGGCACUUAGAGCAGCAAGGCACUCCCACACUAAAAGACAACAGUCCAAGGAUCAGAACAACAUUGUUGACCAAGUGAGAAGCAGCACAAAGAAUGGAUUUCGGAAAUGAAUCUUUGGACAUUGACGAACCCGACUUUCUGGAAUAUUCUGACUGGUACAUAGAUGACGGUUUGGAUCCCACCUCCCCUCCUGCAGAUGUAACAUCCUGUGAUCCCACCAUCCCAGUUGAUUUAUAUCAUAUGUGUGCAGCAGGUGCAUCUUUUGCGGUGCUGGUGUUCCUGUCCUUCCUGGUGAAGCGGAGACGUUUGUGCAAGGGCUGCUGUGGUGGAGCCCCCGGCUUGUUGCAUCCGGUUGGUUUCCUUGAAUGUGACUACCAUAGAGGAAUUGCUGCAGCUGUGUUUGGAGUGCUCUUUUGUUCCCUAUGUAUGGUGGUUCUUGAUGACAAUCCCUUGCCCUUCAUCACAAAAUCCCCACAGGAGACCAAAGAGUACUGGAAGAUCACUGCCUUGCUUUACUACCCAGUCUUAUACUAUCCUCUACUUGCAUGUGCAACAGUCAAGGGGAAAUUGGGUUACCUGCCUGGCAGCCUCCUAUCUUGGCUACACUUUAGCAUUCUCCUUUGCCAGAAAGUUGAAUGUCCUUUAUCACCCAAGUUGUACAAAUACUAUUCACUGCUGAGAAGUCUGCCCCAGCUUUUGUGUCUGGCAUUUCUAAGCCUCGUUUAUCCUUUGUUGCUGGUGAGGAGCGGCAAGACAUCACGAAAUCUGCCCUGGCAUCGGUGUCCAGCUAAUAAAUAUUACACUGAUUACCUAAAGAUCCUAUUGAGAAAGAAACCGCCCAGAAACAGUGUCAGCACUGGUCAGCUAAGCCUCUGGCCCAGGAUAAAGACACUGAUGCGAUCGUACAUCUAUGUGCCAAUGGAAGGGUUCAGAAUUCCAACGAGCCUGGUUGUAUCAAUGACUGUGGCAAUUGUUUCUAUCUAUCAGUUUGCCCUUCUGCUCGUGGUAUAUGUUGUCCCCACUCUACAGAAGAUGCGGGCUGGAAUCCAAGAGCAGAUAUCCUAUACACUCGAAGGAUUUGGCGUCAAUCUUUCAGAAAAUAGGAGUGAAGUUAUCAAUAUUGUCAAAUAUUACAUUUGGACCGUGGAAGUGUGUUAUGUGUCUGCAGUGAGCGUGUCCUGUUUCUUCACACUUUCUACUUUAAUGAGGUCAAUGGUUUUACACAGGGACAACCUUCAGGCUCUUCAUAGAGGUGACACACAAAAGGUCUGCAACCAGAAGAGGUACAUCAGGCCCUCGCAGUCUGCCAUCGUUUGUUGGAUGAGCUUCACCAGUUACCAGGCCGCAUUCGUCUGUUUAGGCCUCCUCAUUCAGCAGCUGGUAUUCUUCAUCUGUUUCCUACUGUUUGCCUUUCUUGUCGUUGUCCCCAUCCUCUACGGACAAAAACUGAUCAUCUUCAGGGUCCUGGAGAACAUGUGGCCCUUCUGGUUAACAUUGAUCCUGGUCGUGUUGAUUCAAAACUUAACAGCUCGAUUACUGUUCCUUCAGAAGGAUGGGAAGCAAUUAAGCAUCACUAAUAGACGAAGCCUGUACAUCUUCACGUAUCUGCUUUUCACUUACAAUGUCCUGAUCGGGGUCAUUGCUGGUGUGUGGAGAGUGGUCUUUACAGCUCUGUACAACAUUGUUCAUUUUUGUCGAUUAGACCUUGGCCUUAUAAAUCGUGGAGCGGAGUUUCUUGACCCAGGCUAUCGCUGUUACUCUAACUUCCUGGAGGUGGAGGCCAGUCAGUCCCACCCAGUGAUGAAAGCUUUUUGCUUCCUCCUACUCAAAUCCCAAAGUUCUGGGAGAAGCUGCAAUGAUAGAGGCAAAUCUGUUGAAGAAGGAAUUCAGUUGGUGCCCGAUCAGAAAUGUACGAAGAUGACAAAGUCCAAACGAGCUCUGGCAAGAUGGUGCUUGACGUACACCCUCCUAAACAAUCCUUCGUUGGUUAACUGCAGGAGGUCCACAGUUUGCUCACCUACUAAUAUAAUUACAAAUGGGGAGCUGAAAAGUUCUUCCAAACUCAGCACAAAUAUUUUUGUUAAAUCUGAACUGCGUGAAAAGUCAUAAGAUCCUGUAUAAAUCAGUGUUCCUCAUUGAUACAAUCCAGGAGGCUAAUCAUUUAUCUAUACAGUUUGAAAAAAAAACACCUUGCAUUGGUUGCACACAUCAUGACUACACAUUACUUCCUGUUGCAAUGAUUGGUCAUAUUUCCCAAUUAGCAUUUGCCAUGACAACAGUCACAGUGUAGUUAGAGUUGGCCAGUAGGUAGCUAUAUGGUCAUUUUUUUAGUGGUUGUGCAUUUGUAACAUGGUUUACUUGCUUUUCUAAUUAUUGGACUUUGUUACUAAUGGUUAAGUGGACUCGUUUUGAAUUUUUACACACAACCACUGAGAUAACGAGUCACUAUAGAGAGCUUACGCUAUGUAUUUGAGUGCAGCUUGCACUCUAAACAGCUAUAGCAAAUCUCCCCAAGUGUCAUCAAUUAUUAUGUGUCAUAAAUAUUUUUAAAAUGAAAGCUAUUCUGUUCUGCAGUUGUAAGAAUCUGGGUUUACUAGUUUAGGAAUUGUUAAAAUAACAUGCAAAGUUUUGAAAUCUUGACAUUUCUAAAAUGCCAAGAAUUAUAGAAAAGUUUAACCUCUCUCCUGCAUAAUUUAUAUCAGUAACCUUUCUUUCUUUGCAGCUUUAUUGCCUGUGAUUACUGCUCCUGCAAUGUAAUUGCAGCUCAAUGCACAGAAUAUAAUGGCAGGAAUGUCCUACUCUUAUGCCGAGGGAAUUGGAAAUGAGUUUUAAUUUGGAAAUGAAGCCGGGCACUCUUAUGGCUCAUCACCAUGUGUGACUCUGAUCAAAAGUCUGAAUUCUUGCAUUCUGGCAUAGCAUACAACAAAACCCAUCACUAGGUAAAUUUGGGAAUGAUCUCAGCCAGAUGUCCCUUGCUGAGAUGAUUCAAAACUGAUCUGAGGGUUAAAAUGUUGCUAUUAAAUUUAUACAUGCCAGAGUGUCAUUGGCCAUUUGAGAUUUGAUAAAUAACUUACCUUUGCUUGAAAGGGAGCUUGGUGCUAAGAGGUUGCCAAACCCAUCAAACUCUCUGCCUCCAGUGUUUCAAACUAAUUUGAGGGUCCUGGCUUUACGGCAAUUGAUGAAACCCCUUUAGAUCCAUGUAGACCCAUCAAAUCCUGCACAACCAUGUGAAAAUCAAGGCAAAACCACAGGUUACCUGAUUAAACUAGAAGCUGCAGAGUCUUGUGGCAUUGCUGAAUAAAAUAACAUGUUGUUGAAGCUUCAUUAGGACAGGUACAAGAAUGACAAAUUUCAAA